Cheilinus undulatus (humphead wrasse) is the source of this 651-nucleotide messenger RNA. Its product is annotated as transcription factor ETV6-like. Gene Ontology annotation, molecular function: sequence-specific DNA binding. Lineage: Eukaryota; Metazoa; Chordata; Actinopteri; Labriformes; Labridae. Bases 283 to 651 code for a protein of 122 amino acids. The transcript has 4 exons. The record is from RefSeq and is a predicted model, not a curated record.
GAGAGCGAGAGAGAGAGAGAGAGUCUUCCAGGAAGGGAUUAUUAACCAACACGCUGCCGACAGAUGAAGGAAGCAGGCAGACAAAGAAGUUUUGGCUCCUACAGCCCAGAAAUGAGCCCAAAGACCAGAUUCUAGCGCUCCAUGAAAAGUCCUACUUCAACAACAACCAGCCGAGCAGCAGGACUGCCUCCUCUGUGUCCGUCGGUGUGUGGCUUUCUCUAAAGAAAAGAACGAAGAAGACGAGGAAAGUGGAAGGACACGGAGAGAAGUUGACGGGAGAUAAUGUCUGAAUCCUCCUCCUCCGCUACCAAAAAGCAGGAGAGGAGCUCUUUCAGUCCUUCCGCGAACCCGCUGCCAAACUCCACUUCCUCCCCCGUCCAUGCUCCCGCCGCGAGGCCAGCCAGCCGAAUGGAGGACGAGCCUGCCAGGCUGCCUGCGCACCUGCGUCUGCAGCCGGUGUUCUGGAGCCGGGACGAUGUGGCCCAGUGGCUGCGGUGGGCUGAGAAGGAGUACGCCCUUCGGCCCAUCACAAGCGGCUCUUUCCAGAUGAACGGCAAAGCCCUGCUGCUGCUCACCAAGGAGGACUUCCGCUACCGAUCCCCACACUCGGGAUCUUCUAAGAAUGGGCAGGCCAUUUUCCAAGAGAACUGA